Molecule: messenger RNA, 936 nt
Organism: Aspergillus wentii DTO 134E9
Lineage: Eukaryota; Fungi; Ascomycota; Eurotiomycetes; Eurotiales; Aspergillaceae
Product: DUF3431 domain-containing protein
Exons: 3
Coding region: 1-936 (311 amino acids)
Source: RefSeq, a predicted model, not a curated record
AUGAGAUGUGGAUAUCGAUUGUUAAUAUGCGCCGCGGUUGUGCUUUUCUUUCCGUUAUAUCUCUUGAAAUCCCAUCUUCAGGAUCUCGGCAAUCAGUAUAGCGCUGGCGCAUACUUGGCCGACUGGUUCAACGGCAAGCAGCCGCAGCAUGGCAGUGUUGCAUCUCACCAUGGAAAACCGGGGGAUAAAGUGAUUAUCAUGGCGAAACUGGAGGAGGAGCAUACCGAGUGGGUUGAGGAGGAGCUGCCAGAAUGGCAGCGUGCGAUUUAUAUCGUCAACCCUUCGCCGGCGUCCUACGCGGACGAGAAUGUUCUGAAAACACCCUACAACAAGGGCCAUGAGGCCAUGGCUUACCUGACCUACGUGAUUGACUUCUACAACAAACUCCCCGCCACUCUCGCUUUCCUCCAUUCUCAUCGCUCCGGUUUUCUGAUGGCAUGGCACGUCGAUGCGCCCCUCCACGACAAUGCAGCGGCCAUGCGAUCACUUCAGACAGAUUUUGUCCAGCAGAACGGUUACGUCAAUUUACGAUGCAAUUGGAACCCGGGGUGCAAGGAUGCUCAUCGCAAGAAUAGCCAUGUGACAGAGGAGGUUUGGACACAAAUGUUUGAGGGAACCAGCACACCGCCAUUGAACUCCUCUGUCUCCAUGAGCGAGGCCGCGUCAAUGUCCGUUGAGCAAAACCAAAAGUUUCUCCGCAUGCCCGAACGAGUCGGAACCGCGUGCUGUGCACAAUUUGCCGUCUCGCGAGAUCAGGUCCUAAAGCGCCCCCGUGAUGACUACAUCAAGUUCCGGCAAUGGCUUAUCGACACGGGGAAAAAUGACGCCAGCAGUGGGCGGGUCAUGGAGUUUAUGUGGCAUGUCAUUUUUGGCAUGGAAUCAGUAUACUGUCCCGACGAGGAAGUUUGCUAUUGCCAAGUUUACGGUAAAUGCUGA